GCGACAGAGACAAGGAGGUAUUCCAACUGGGCGCUUCGAAAAAAAAAAAAAAAAAAAAAAGAACGUUGUUUUUAUUCACCAACAACCACAAGAGACACAAGACAACACACACACGAGAAAUAGAAAAGACCCAACAACCGGCCAGCACUGAAGCGGCUACAGGUUGAAAUUUGGUUUUUGCCAUUUCGCCCCGUCCAAUCCCCUCUCCUUAUCGCUGUGAUCAUGAAGUUCUUGUGGACUUCCCUUUGUGCGGUCCUCCUCGCUUCCGUUGCGGUGGAUGCGCAGAUUAACCAAAUUCGCAACGCUCAAAACGCAGCUGCCAAUAACGCAGCACGUCGACCUGUCGAAGCGAAUGUCACACCAGCACCGACGAUCGUCGAUGACGAUAGCUUCGAAAAGGAAUUAUGCAAAGCCAAAGAAGCUGGCGAAUGGUUCCGUCUGCAGGCCGGCGAAGGCGACAACUGCCGUGAUGUCAUCCAAUGCACAUCUUCGGGAUUGCAAGCUAUCCGUUGCCCAGCCGGUCUCGCUUUCGAUAUCGAGAAGCAGACUUGCGACUGGAAAGAGCAGGUGAAGAACUGUCUCAUCAAGGAGAAGGUCCGCAAAGUCAAGCCCAUCUUGUCCACCGACGAGCCGCUUUGCCAAGAAGGCAUGUUGGCCUGCCACGACGGCACUUGCAUCGAGCGCAGCCUCUUCUGUAACGGCGUUCCCGACUGUACCGACGGAUCCGACGAAAACUCUUGCGAUUUGAGCAACGAUCCUAACCGAGCACCAGCUUGCGACCCGGCCGUCUGCUUGUUGCCAGACUGUUUCUGUUCCGAGACCGGCACUGAAGUGCCCGGCAAAUUGGAGUCGAAACAAGUGCCGCAGAUGAUCAUGGUGACUUUCGACGACGCCAUCAACAACAACAACAUCGACUUGUACAAGGAGAUGUUCAACGGACAGCGCAAGAACCCCAACGGAUGCGACAUCAAGGCCACUUUCUUCGUUUCCCACAAGUACUCCAACUACUCGGCCGUCCAGGAGAUCCACCGCAAGGGUCACGAGAUUGCUGCCCACUCCAUCACUCACAACGACGAAGAGACUUUCUGGUCGACGGCUUCCGUCGACGACUGGGCCAAGGAAAUGGCUGGCGCCCGUUUGAUCAUCGACAAAUUCGCCAACAUCACCGACAACUCGAUCGUCGGCAUGCGCGCUCCUUACCUGCGCGUCGGCGGCAACAACCAGUUCACGAUGAUGGAAGAGCAGGCUUUCCUCUACGACUCGACGAUCACGGCUCCCCUCCAGAACCCGCCUCUGUGGCCUUACACUUUGUAUUUCCGCAUGCCCCACCGCUGCCACGGCAACUUGCAAAAGUGCCCGACCCGCAGCCACGCCGUCUGGGAGUUGGUCAUGAACGAGUUGGACCGUCGCGAGGACCCGACUUUCGACGAGGACCUGCCCGGCUGCGCCAUGAUUGACUCUUGCUCCAACAUUUUGUCCGGCGAGCAGUUCUACGCCUUCCUCAACCACAACUUUGACCGCCAUUACACUCAGAACCGCGCUCCGCUCGGCCUCUUCUUCCACGCCGCCUGGCUCAAGAACAACCCCGAAUUCAUGGAUGCCUUCCUCUUCUGGAUGGACGAGAUCUUGGCCAAGCACACUGACGUUUACUUCGUCACAAUGACGCAGGUGAUCCAGUGGAUCCAGAACCCUCAGACCAGCACCGAAGUCAAGAGCUUCGAGCCCUGGAAGGAGAAAUGCUCGCCCGUCGGACCGGCCGCUUGCGCCGUCCCCAACUCGUGCGCGCUCACCACCAAGGAACUGCCCGGUGAGACGCUCAGACUGCACACUUGCAAUCGUUGCCCACCCAAUUACCCAUGGCUCAACGAUCCUUCUGGUGAUGGGUUCUUUUAAAAUGAUUGAUUGAUUUUUUUUUUUUUUUUUUUUUGCGUUUGAAAAAGAACAAACAAUAAUGAAAGAAGAAGAUUUCUUUUUUUGUUUUUUUAAUGGAAUGAUUUCUCGAUCAACAUCACAUUUUACAAAAUAGCAAAUAAAAAAAAUAGCCUCGAUUGACGAUGACCAGAGGCGGCACUGUACACUUGAAAAUUGUUAAGACGAAGACGAAACAAAAAAUGAGAGAUUAAAAAAUACAAUUUUAAAAAAUUUAA
Messenger RNA from Daphnia carinata, 2147 nucleotides. It is a transcript of the gene serp, whose product is annotated as chitin deacetylase 1-like. Gene Ontology annotation, biological process: carbohydrate metabolic process. The transcript is spliced from 7 exons. The record is from RefSeq and is a predicted model, not a curated record. Gene Ontology annotation, molecular function: protein binding; hydrolase activity, acting on carbon-nitrogen (but not peptide) bonds; chitin binding. Gene Ontology annotation, cellular component: extracellular region. Lineage: Eukaryota; Metazoa; Arthropoda; Branchiopoda; Diplostraca; Daphniidae. Bases 223 to 1893 code for a protein of 556 amino acids.